Fopius arisanus is the source of this 6139-nucleotide messenger RNA. It is a transcript of the gene Nup188, whose product is annotated as nuclear pore complex protein Nup188. Lineage: Eukaryota; Metazoa; Arthropoda; Insecta; Hymenoptera; Braconidae. The record is from RefSeq and is a predicted model, not a curated record. Gene Ontology annotation, cellular component: nuclear pore inner ring. The coding region runs from base 306 to 6086 and encodes 1926 amino acids. Gene Ontology annotation, biological process: RNA export from nucleus; protein import into nucleus. The transcript has 2 exons. Gene Ontology annotation, molecular function: structural constituent of nuclear pore.
ACGUCGAUAUCUGGAAAAUCCGGGUCGAGCAGAUAUUGAAGUUUAAAUUCACCUGUAACCCCGUUGUCAAAUUCAUUUUUUCGUCCUUGUGAUAUCCGAAAGUGCGAUUUUAUUACGUUUUUUAUGUCCGAACCUUUCGUAUCAAUUGUCAAAUCUCAAUUUAUCGGUGUAACUCGGGAAAUUUUGCUCCGAAAAAGUUUAUUCCCCUUGGCGCCAAGUUUGUAUCGUAACCUCAUUUCAUGUUGACAACAAUGUGCUAUGUUGAAUAAUUUUUUACAACAAUAGAAGAUUAAAAAGAGUAAAAAAUGCAGAUGCAAACAUUGGGAGAUUUACCCUACUGGAAGGGCUUGUGGUUGGUGAUUUCGGGUACAACGAGUCGUUGUGAAAAGGAACUAGUCGAAGAUGAAAUAAAAAAUGCCACAAAGCUCCUGAAGAAGGGCCUGAAUUAUUUCAAAAAAUUCACAGAGUCAUCCCUGCAGAAAUACGAGAAAACAAAUCCCCGACCUCGAAUGUACGAUCUUAUCUCGAAGCUCUCACACUUACUAAACCUCGACGCAAUGAUCGCCUCAGAAUUGACCUUGAACUACAUGGUAUACGAGUACAGAAAUUGCGCCGAAACAUUUGCCACUCAGCUGGCAGAUUUGACGUCCUUGAGAGGUUUAAUCGAGGAGCUCUGGAAUUUUUAUUACUCCGAGAGAAUAACCCUCCUGAAAUGCCUAAAACUCAUGAUCGAGUACCGAGACAACACAAAUCAUCCCUACCAGAGGGAGUUCUCCAGGUUUUUCAAGGAGGCCCCACUGAAGACGUUCCUGGAGUCCUCCCUGGAGCAGAUAGAGCGUCUCAAAUUUAACAGUGCAAAUUCGAGGUCCCACCUGUUGAGUGAAGAGCACCUGCACAAAUUAUACAACAGCAGUCUCAUAGAGAUGCGAGAGCUCCUGCACAUUUGCACGAUGAUUUUGGACACAACUCGUCCUGAUACCUUCGAGAGCCUGUACUCGAGCAUUUGUGGCGAGCCCCGACGUUUAUCUGGCUCGAAGAGCCACGAGGAUAAGGAGAUCAUUGAGAAGAGAUUGGAGGAGAUUCGAAAGAGCCAAUCCGCUCUCUACCUGGUGAUCCUCGACGUGAAAAAGCACUCGGAGUUCGUCGCGGACACGAGUAUCGUAGAGACCUGGUUGAGGGACGUGCGAAGGGGUAUGCAGGAUACCCUGGAGCACAAGUGCCUGAAAGACAGCUCUCCAGAGGACGGACCACUGUUGCUCGCCUGGAUGCUAGCGAAUUACGCUAUUGAGCCUGAAAAUUCAGAGACACUGAACCAGUUUCGACCUUUUGGGGUUCGUGCUGUUCACCUAGACGUCUUCAGGUACCUCCACAGUCUGGUUGACACCGAAAUGGUUAAAGAGGAGACUAGAUACGCCCAGAUUGUUCGAGGAAGUGUUUACAAUUUGCUCUCUCUCUUGUGUUCAUUCAUGGAUGAGGAGAAACUCAGUAGCUUCGAUGGAAUUUUCGAUGCGGUGGCAUCAGUCCUCCGAUGUCCAGAAAUCGCAGCUGAUUUCUGGAGGGAUAAGGAUGAAGAGGGAGGCCUCUGGCCCCUCUACCACAGGGCAGCUGGACUUUUUCCUUAUCGAUUCGAACUCCUCACGAUCGUUGCCAAUGGAUUGGCAGCUGCCUCUCCCUCCAGUGCACAGAGAAUUACCCAGAAACUGGAAAAUCUUACCACUCUCACUCUUCAGGUGCCAAGACACCUCAACACCAUCAUCUCGAGGACAUCCACUCAGGGUCUAGCUUACCGUCCUUACAAGGGUGACUGUACCCUCCACAGAAAUGACUUUGAAAUCCCUGAGAACUGUGAGAAAAUUGUAUUAGAUGGGGAUCUCAGUGAUUCAGAAGUGAUUCUCUUCAAGAUCAGGGGAAAAUAUGGAGAUGCAUUUCAUCAUCGAAUUGAACAGCUCUUUGGACAUGCGGGUGGUGGACUGAUGAAUGUCAGUGAUCUUCAGACUAAUUUACUGGAGAAUAUUGCCGAGGGUUUCAAAUUACUCAAUUCCAUACUCUCUGCUGAUCUAGACAUACCCCCAGGGAUGGUGAUCCCCACAGAAUUGAGUCUGGAAAUAAUAAACAGAUUUGCAUAUCCAGUUUUACCGAGGAAUCUUUACAAAAUUGUUGCCUCGUGUCUACAAGUCACUUCGCGGCUCGUUCUCAAAUACCCCGAGGACAUUUUAUCGAGGAUGAGGGUGGGGGUCUAUCCAAAAUUCAAUACUGGCUUUCAGGAGGUUGUGGAGUUGGCCAAGGCCUCCUCCUUCGAUGGUGGAUUAAUCGCCUCCUGGUUAUCGGGAAUUGAAACGAUUGAGCAUCGAUAUCCUGUGUUGAACGCUUAUCUGGACACUCUAUCGAAUUAUUUAAUUGCAAAACACAGUACAGAAGUCAUGGAGAACGUGGAGAUCCCAGGGAUGGUGUUCCUUCUCCAAGGGGUCCUCCCAAAACUCGACUCCUGGUACUUUACCUCGGAAUCCGAGAGAAUUGAUCUCUGGUUCAAGUCGAUGUUCUGCAUUCAUCGAGUGUUGGAUGCAAAUUUAUCGAAGAACGAACCGAGGCAGAGGCUUCAGCUUGUGGUUGCUUACAGUCUGCUGUACCUCGAGCCGAGGCACGCCCUGCUGAAGCUCAUUAGGACAGGUGAGAGAAAUCUGAGGAGUAAAAUGAUGAACGAGACUGAUUGGAUAAGUGGAAAAGGCUUCAAGAUAAUUAAAAGUGUGCAGCUGGCUCUGUCCCUCGUCAAUCGAUUGCUCAUGUUUAGAAAAAAUUUGGGAUUGAGUCACGACGAGAGAUCUCCCCUGGAGGUGGCACUGUACACCUCCCCAUCCCUUCCCAAUGCUCUUCUCAUUGUUCCAACGAUCGUUAAUUAUCUUUACCUUGAGUUUAGUCCAGCCCUCCAGGCGAUGGCAGUGAGACUGCUGAAAAAAUUCGCCCAGGGUUUCUCCAUGUCUCUCCUCGUGUGCAUGGGAAUGGAUGGUACUGCCAUCAGGGGGACCUUCGCCUCGAGGCUCAUGUCCCCCACGUGCUCGGUUGAAGUUAAAGUUGCUAUCCUGGAGCUCGUUGCUGUCUGCCUGGAGAGACAACCAGGACUCACAGAAGCUCUCUUCAAUAUCAUGCAUGAGGCUGAGCAGAAGAGGAUCUUUCCCAGGCCAGCUGAUCAAUUUCUCACCGAGGGAUGCAGUCAAUUUCUCGAUUUAUACCUCAAAAGAAUGCAUAACGAAAAGGAAAUCGUCUGCGAUCGGCUCUAUGACAAUACUAUGAAUUUAUUAAGGGCAAUGUGGUACAAUAGAAACGUCAUCCUCGUGAAUUUUUUUCGGAAGAGAGAUAAAUUCUGGACCCAAGUGUUCUCCCCAUUGUUCAAUCCCCUCAUUCGAGGCUCUAGGGGUUAUGCCCACCUGAUUGACAUCGCAACCCUCGAAUUAUUCGAGUCACUACCGACAUCGAGCUCCGAGGACGAUUUCACGAAAAAUCUCGAGAAAUUACUGCACAAGGACGACCACUGGGAGAGAAUAAUCGAGUAUAUUUUAGUGAAUGUGCCGGUUUCUUCCGGGGAUCCGGGAAAGUUUGAUCACGUGGAGGCACCUCUGUACGAGGGAAACGUCGAGGCGUGGUACCACUUCAUCGUAACUCUGACGGACGCCAAGAUAUCCAGUGAAUUAUUAUCGAGAAUGGCACCUACCAGAAUUCAGUUCUUAAUAAAAUUGACACUUGAGUCGCUCUCAUCGAGAAUUAAGAAAACCUCUGACAUCAGUGACGCCAGAGUAACGAUGCUACUUGCUUCCCUAGCCCUCAGGUGUGUCUACACCUGGAGGGAAAAAUGCGUGGAGGAGGCUGGAGCGUUUACAGAGAAAAUCGUCCAGCUGAUGGAGGACAUCUUUCACUCGUACUCAGCCUAUGGUGUACCCCUACGAAGAAUAUUAAUUUCAUUACUCCUGGGAUGCAUUCAACUGGUGAAAUCUCAUCUCUCAGAGGACCGAUCCAGUCUGGAGUACCUCCUGGUGCACUCUUGUUUAUUAUCCAACAUUGAAGUUCGUAAACUGGGAGAAAAAGUGAAGGAGACGAGGGAGACCGGGCAUAAUCCCGAGGAAGAGGAUCACGACCAUCUGGAGGGAACGAAACCCUCGAUUACACCGAGACCUCGUCAGGAAUGCACUCCAGCAAUUCUCACUAUCAGUAUGGUGACGUAUUUGCUGCGUUGUCAUCCUCUGAAGCAGUCGCCCAAGUACGCAGGGAGAUCCAGCAGUCUUCAUCUUCGUCAGAUGGUACCACAAUUGAUGAAUUGCCUCCACGAGACCCUUCAACUUCACAAAUUCGUGGACUUCAGCAGAGCUGCAUUGGAAUUCCUCGGGACAAUUGCUCGUUCUCCGUAUUACAAUCCCUGUCCAAGACCCAUUGAUGAUGAAGAGUCCAUUGCGAAGCUCUGGCUGGGACUGGUGCCACCACAAGUUCUAGGAGGGAGCAUGCUGGAGUCCCUCUACGAUGACAGGGCGAAUGUAGGCCAGUGGAGGUGUCAGGACUGGUGGCAGAUCUACUCUCUGGGUCUGGAAUUUCUCACUGGACUCGUAACUAAUGGAUCGAGCAGUGAUCAACCUAGCAUUCCACCGACCAAUGUCACUCCCAUCAUUCUGUUUCUUGGCUCUCACGAGUUUCAAUUAACAGAAGUGGCUACACUCCUCAGACAUACCGCAGAUCCUCUGGCUAUUGACCUGGUGCAGUCCCUGGUGGCUCUCAUCUCAGCUUUGACAGGACAAAAAUCAGUGUGGAAUGUCAUUCAACCGAGUGUCAGAGACGGACUCAUGAAAUGCAUGUAUUUGAUAUACGACUCGACCGUGAACCUGUUGCUUCGUCCUCGUAUUCUCAAAUUUAUCAUCGAUGGGGUGAGAGUGGAGAGCGCCGAGGAUCUCCAUUUCUGUGAUGAAAAACCCCCCAGCAAUGAGCUCAAACUCCUGGUUAAUAAAUUGAUCAUCGUUAACUGGUGGUGUGCGCAGUGUUUCCUGCGAUUUUCACCUCGACUCAAUGCCCUGGUGGAUACUAUUUACACUCAAGACUUCUGGGAUACACCCCUAGCUGAAAUGAAUUUCGGUCCUCCCCAGAUGUCCAUGAGCUCAGGGCCCAGUCUCACCUAUGGCACAAUUAUAAGUUCCACCCAGUUAUUCACGCAGGCAUUGAAUUGUCAAUUGAUUGUUGGACCAUCUGCAGGCGCUCAGGCUUCCGAGGGAAUAGAUUCGGCUAAACGAGAGUGGGAGAGAGCUACACCAGAAAAAGUGAGGAAACUUCAGCCAAAGGACUUGAAGAGAAUUCUCAAUCCCCAGUUAUCAGGAUAUGUUUCUGGUCCCGAGGUGCUGGGACAUCCCAGGCUCCUGCGAAGGCCCUACGAUCCUCUAAUCGUGGAGAAUACAAUUUUAUCGAGAGCAACAUCUUUUGUUCAUCACAGCGGACGUCACGUUUCCAGCAAAAAUGGUCAGAGUUCUGGGCCGGGGAACACUGGGCAAUUGACCCCAUCAGGGAGAAGUGACCGGACUGAUGCCAAUCCAUGGUUUUCAUCCAUGAAUCAGAACAACUCUAGGCUGGCACUGGAGGUGAAUUUAGUGCUCGUUUUGUGUCAGACUUUGGAGGGAGUCAAGAGUCCCAGACUGGCCUUGAGGGAUCGUCAGCUGAUUGCCAGAGAAACUGCCAAUGAGAUUGGAGUGUUCUUUGAGUUCUUGGAGCAGAGGGCGACUGGACUUAGUGAGUGGGACAUCGAGGGUGCACUCGUGGGGGUGGGACUCUGGGAUUCUACUGUGAGGGCUGUGAAGGCUAAUUGUGGCACAGGACCCUUGAUUGUCAGGCUCAAGGAGGGCUCUACCAUUGGAAAAGUGCCUGUUGGCUCCAUCGAUCAUGAUCCUCCAGAGGCAACGAGUCGUGAGGCCAUUUCUCUGAGGCUGGAGGAUCGUCUCGAGGACGACGUCUUGACCACUGGUGCAUUCGUCUCUACAACCUCGGGCAUUCGAUUUUUAUCCUUAAUUGGAAAAUUAUUCAAGUCCAUGCUGGAGUCACUGGACUCUGCACAGUAUGGGUAGUGCAAGUCGAUCGGAAUAUUUUUCUAUUCCUUCGACGUCGUACGGUUGUCAUU